Messenger RNA from Tetrapisispora phaffii CBS 4417, 660 nucleotides. RefSeq lists its product as uncharacterized. The coding region runs from base 1 to 660 and encodes 219 amino acids. NCBI's taxonomy places the organism in Eukaryota, Fungi, Ascomycota, Saccharomycetes, Saccharomycetales, Saccharomycetaceae. The record is from RefSeq and is a predicted model, not a curated record. The transcript has a single exon.
AUGGUUACUGAUAAUUAUAGUAAGUCAACUACUGACUCAGAGAAUUUUGAUGAUGUUUCAUCAUUUAAUUCAGACAACUCAUAUACACCACAAGAAUUUAUCGGUGAUACUCUCGGAAAGGAAUCCUCCACGAAAAUGGAUGAUCGUGCUAGUCAUCUUUCUCAUGCUAUUAAAGAGACUCGUUCUGGCACAAGUGACAAUAACACAAUUAAGCCAGUGACCAGUAAUGAUGUUCAUAGGAUUGUGAGCAGGAACAUAAUGGACAACAAUGUAGAAUCGGAGGAGGCAUUGAAAACACAAUUGACAAAUAUGGAAAGUAGAAGAGCUGAUAUUAUUCUACCUGCAUCAAUGGAAGGUAACUCCAAUUUUCCAGAAGAAUACACCAUGGAGACAACCACUGGAUUGGUUCCUGUGAAGACUUUAGAAGAUAUAAAAAAGAAGAAGACGAUAGACUCUGAAAAUUCUAGAAAGAGCCUUGUAAGCAGUGAGCUGAAAGCCAGUAAAUCCAACAAUACUGUGAAAUCUCGAAAUGAAGGUGGUUUGAACCCUGCAAAAUUGAAUGCUGCUGUAGAAAAAAAUAAAGAGGAACUGGAGAAAUAUCAACAUCACAAGACUGAGAAAAAUCCAAUAAAGAAGAUGUUGUUUAAAUUAUUUUACUGA